GGAUCGAAGCGUCAUCUAGGCCGCUAGAUUCGUCGAUCGGACGGCCAGGAUUGCCCGUUAGCGUAGGAGAAGAGCAACCAACACGCGCACCACCACCUCGUCGAGCGCUCGGCGUCUUGACGGCGGCGCGCGCGAGGUGUUCGGAGAAAUGCUCGCGUGAGCCCAACGCCUCUCAUGCUUGCCGCGCGCGGGCUCCUGAGACCGGAGGCGGCGGCGCGCGGCCUCGCGCUCCAGCGCUGCUUCGUCGCGCCGCUCCGCGCCGCAUCGGGGAUGGCGCUUCCGGGGGCCAGCGCGAGGUUCCACGAGUACGAAGCCGCCAUCACGGCGUGCAUCGAGAGGAGGGCGCUCUGGGAGGGGCGGCAGGUGCACGCGCGCAUGAUCACGGCGAGGUACCGGCCUGCGGUGUUCCUGGGGACCCGGCUGGUUACCAUGUACGUGCGGUGCGGCGCGCUGGACGACGCGCGCAACGUGCUCGAUAGAAUGCCGGAGCGGAGUGUGGUCUCGUGGACGACGAUGAUUUCAGGCUAUUCUCAAACAGAACGACAUGUCGAGGCCUUGGAUCUGUUCAUCAAGAUGCUUAGAGCUGGAUGCAUCCCUAAUGAAUACACUUUAGCAACUGUUCUUACAUCCUGUUCUGGUCCUCAAAGUAUAUACCAGGGCAAGCAAGUCCAUUCUCUCUUAGUCAAGACAAAUUUUGAGUCACACAUGUUUGUUGGGAGUUCCCUGCUUGACAUGUAUGCCAAGUCAGAAAACAUCCAAGAAGCUCGAAGAGUAUUUGACACGCUUCCAGAAAGGGACGUCGUUUCGUGUACUGCAAUUAUAUCUGGCUAUGCUCAAAAGGGUCUUGAUGAGGAAGCCUUGGACUUGUUCAGACAAUUGUAUAGUGAGGGAAUGCAAUGCAAUCAUGUUACCUUCACCACCCUUGUUACUGCAUUGUCUGGCCUGGCUUCUUUGGAUUAUGGCAAACAAGUCCAUGCCUUAAUACUUCGUAAAGAAUUGCCUUUCUUCGUUGCUCUACAGAAUUCUUUGAUCGAUAUGUACUCCAAAUGUGGUAAACUGUUAUACUCAAGGAGAGUAUUUGACAACAUGCUAGAGAGAUCAGUCGUCAGUUGGAAUGCAAUGCUUAUGGGAUAUGGAAGGCAUGGAUUGGGGCAUGAAGUUAUUAGUCUCUUCAAAGAUUUGCAUAAAGAGGUGAAGCCUGACAGUGUGACUUUGUUGGCUGUUUUAUCUGGUUGUAGCCAUGGUGGGCUGGUUGAUGAGGGCCUUGAUAUAUUUGAUACUGUGGUCAAAGAGCAAAGUGCACUUCUCCACACUGGACACUAUGGAUGCAUUAUUGAUCUUCUUGGACGUUCUGGACGACUAGAGAAAGCUUUAAAUUUGAUAGAAAAUAUGCCAUUUGAGUCAACUCCAUCAAUUUGGGGUUCACUGCUCGGUGCUUGCAGAGUCCAUGCUAACGUUCAUGUUGGUGAGCUUGUUGCUCAGAAGCUUCUGGAAAUGGAGCCAGAAAAUGCUGGCAAUUAUGUAAUACUUUCUAACAUUUAUGCUGCUGCUGGGAUGUGGAAAGAUGUUUUCAAAGUGAGGAAGCUAAUGUUGGAGAAGACAGUGACCAAGGAACCAGGGCAGAGCUGGAUAAUUCUUGACAAGGUUAUUCACACCUUCCAUUCAAGUGAGCGGUUCCAUCCCAGUAAGAAAGACAUAAAUGCCAAGAUAAAAGAGAUAUUUGUCGAUAUCAAAGCAGCUGGCUUUGUUCCAGACUUGAGUUGUGUGCUGCAUGAUGUUGAUGAUGAGCAAAAAGAACGCAUGCUUCUUGGUCACAGUGAGAAGCUGGCAAUAACUUUUGGAUUGAUGAACACUCCUCCAGGAUUGACUAUCCGGGUUAUGAAGAAUCUUCGCAUAUGUGUUGAUUGCCAUAAUUUUGCCAAAUUUGUUUCAAAAGUUUAUGAAAGGGAGAUAUCCCUUAGGGACAAAAAUCGAUUUCAUCUACUUACACACGGAAACUGCACCUGUGGAGAUUAUUGGUGAAGAUAUGUUAUGAUGAUAUUGUGAGUGAUGGGAUAAUCAAUGAACCAUUGAACAGACUGAGGACUGGAGUAUGAUAUUCUUAAUUCAGGUCAUCCCACUAGAGACUCUAACCUGAGCUGAUUUUGAAUUCAUAAAAAAGAUGGAUUUUAAAUCUUGAGCAUCAACCUGAUUAUAUGGAGAAAGGAGUCUGGAGGAAGAAUAAAUUCAACUAACACCAUCAAUUGGAAAACUGCAACUGUUACUGUGAACCAGAAAUGUAAAUAUCACCAGUCUUUAUUUCUGCAAAUGUAAGUGUAGACUAUCUCCAGUGGCAGUUAAUUGUAUGUUUGAUUGUGAUUUUCUGAUGGCAUGUUUGGUUUAUUGACCAAACCAACCAGAACAAAAAAUUGGCAAUGCCAAUAGAAUGAUAGAUUCAUUUGGUUUGUUGACAAAAAAAAUGUUAAGGAUAAAACAAAAGCCCAUAAGUAAAUUUUCCAAAAUUUUGGCAGCUAUAAAUGCACACGCUUUAUGAAA
Oryza sativa Japonica Group (Japanese rice) is the source of this 2535-nucleotide messenger RNA. RefSeq names its product putative pentatricopeptide repeat-containing protein At3g13770, mitochondrial. The record is from RefSeq and is a predicted model, not a curated record. NCBI's taxonomy places the organism in Eukaryota, Viridiplantae, Streptophyta, Magnoliopsida, Poales, Poaceae. Gene Ontology annotation, cellular component: intracellular membrane-bounded organelle. Gene Ontology annotation, molecular function: zinc ion binding; RNA binding; protein binding. Gene Ontology annotation, biological process: RNA modification.